Hibiscus syriacus is the source of this 475-nucleotide messenger RNA. RefSeq lists its product as uncharacterized. Lineage: Eukaryota; Viridiplantae; Streptophyta; Magnoliopsida; Malvales; Malvaceae. Bases 50 to 475 code for a protein of 141 amino acids. The transcript is spliced from 3 exons. The record is from RefSeq and is a predicted model, not a curated record.
AUCAUUGGCGAAGAACCGGUUCUGUCUUAGACUAGAUCGACUAGACAACAUGCUAAGGCAGUUGGAGGAAAUAAGAGGGGGCAAUAAUAAUAGCAAUUACAACAGGAUUCACAGCCCCAGGGGCUCAGGUGCAUCAACCCCAUCAAGUGGAACGUUGAGCAGCACAUGUACAGACGGUCAUCCAUCGUCAGUCGAUUUCUCGCCUACCGCUAAGACUCUGGAGAAGUACUGCCGUCCGAUGGAUCAUGUGAUAGUGGAGACUCAGGUGAAAGGAACGCUCAUUCAAAGGCUGGAACAAGCAGAGGAUCGCAUACUUAAGCUGUGUGUGAAGUUGGAGGAAGAAUUAGAUGAAGAGAAGAGGAGGCAAGCGGCUCACGUAGAGAAGAAGGGGAUCAAGCAAUUCGUGAAACAAUGUGUCGUAGGGAAACACUCGCAACACAGACGGACGGAAUGGAAAGUAGGCAAAAUAAAAUAA